AUUUUAUAUUUUAUUGUAAUUGCCAUUAAGGUCAAUGGGUGAAAAGUAGGUGAAAAACAUAGUUGGGAUAUCAGGGUGUCUACAACAGAGGACAUUUCUUGAUAAGCUCUUAUGUCAAGGUCACACCCCAACACGUGAUAUUAUUGAAAACGCCAGAGUGUCCUCUCAAAGGGACAACAGGACAGUGGCUCAUAUGGCCUCAGAGAUAUGGAACAAAGACGGAUGUUCACUAGGGAUGACAAAAAUGAAUUGCUGUGUCUCUAAAAUAAUUUAGCAAAUAUUUGUCCUAAUUAUUCAUUUACAAAGUAUACCGGACGUGACUUUUAUUCUGAAGGAAUAAAAAAAAAAAAUCCGUGACCCGGAAGUACUUAUUUAUUCUAGCCCACUUCACAGCGGUCUGAAUAACAAUAACAACCAUUCGAAGGAAACGACAGAGAAAGACAGCUGGGGCCAUGGAGUCCUCUGAAGAGGCGCUGCGCACCUUCGUCCAAGUGGUCAGUGAGAAGUACAACCCAGAGAAUUUCCCAUACUGCCGUGGGAACGGCAUGGGUGUCGUAGUGCUUUCCAGUCCACAGGGGUCGCCCAUUAAAGAUCGUCUGAAUCUGCCGAGUGUGCUGGUCCUGGACGGCUGUGGCAUCAGUAAAGCUGGGGACGAAGCUGAGGUGGCCACCUUUUGUGCCCAUGUGGUGGAGCUGGACCUGUCCCACAACCAGCUACAAGACUGGGGGGAGAUCUGCACGAUUGUGUCUAACAUCCCAAACCUGGACUUCCUUAACCUGAGUAUGAACCCUCUGAGUGGGAUUGAGCUGGAGCCGGGCCUGGCUGAGGUGUUCUUCCGGGUCCGCCGCCUGGUUCUCAUCAACACGCGUGUCACUUGGGACACGGUACACACACUCACACGCCAGACCCCUGAGUUAGAGGAGCUCUUCCUUUGUCUGAAUGAGUACGACCAAGUGGCCGAAUCCCCGGUUCCCUGCCCCUCCCUGCGCCUGCUUCAGAUCACAGACAACCAGCUACAGGAGUGGGACGAGGUGCGUAAGUUUGGGCCCAUGUACCCAGGCCUGCAAAACCUGGUGUUGUCCAACAACAAACUGGGCUCUGUGGAGGAGGACACACCUCAGGACACACUGCAGCGCCUGUUUCCUAACCUGCGCAGCAUCAACCUCAACAACUCAGGGCUGAACCGAUGGGAGGACAUAGAAAGGCUGAAUUUCUUCCCUAAGCUGGAGGAGGUGAGGCUGAUGGGGCUUCCCUUACUGCAGCCCUACACAAACAAAGAGAGACGCAACCUCACCGUGGCACAGUUGCCAUCUGUGUCUGUGUUAAACGGUAGUGUGGUGACGGAAGGGGAGAGAGAAGACGCUGAGAGGUUCUUCAUCAGACACUACCUGGACCUUCCUGAAGAGACGCUGCCUCAUAGGUACUCUUACCGAUCACUCUUGAGGCCCUGGGUCUCAACUGCCCUUUGUCUUCCCCUUCAUUCAGCUCUUUCUCAGGAGAUCAUGUACCCCUAUGGGCCUACCUACCGAGAUCUGGAGACACCCAAGAUGGAUGAUGGGAGUUCCACUGAAAUAAUUAUACUCAUGCCAUUCAUUUUUUUCAAUAACCCCUACCGCUCCAUCUAUGUCAACAACAACGGUGUGAUCUCCUUCGAAGUACAGGUGAGCCAGUUCACCCCCGAGGCCUUCCCCCUGAGUGACAGCAGAUCCUUCAUUGCCCCACUAUGGGCAGACGUGCACAACGGCAUCCGCGGAGACGUGUACUACCGUGAGAGCACAGACCCAGAGUUACUGGAGCGGGCCACACAAGAAAUCCGCAAGUACUUUAAGAACAUGCCCACCUUCACAGCCACCUGGAUCUUCAUCACAACCUGGCACCAGGUCACCUUCUACGGAGGCAGUCAGACCACCCCGGUGAACACAUUUCAGGUUGUGUUGAUAUCCGACGGUCUGUCAUGCUUUUCCAUGUUCAACUAUGGAGAGAUCAACUGGAGCACAGGCACAGCCAGUGGAGGAGACCCUCUGACUGGUUUAGGUGGUAGCACAGCACAGUCAGGUUUUAAUGGAGGAGAAAUCGGUAACUUCCUCAACCUACCUGGGUCCCGUUCCAAUGCCGUGGUUGAAAUCGAGAGGACGACCAAUGUAAACGUGCCUGGCCGGUGGGUCUUCCGUGUAGACACUGCCCUGAUAGACCCUGCCAAUGGCUGCAGUUACAAUGGGCGGUUCUAUCGGCGCGGUGAGAUCUUCUGGCUGUCCGACCAGUGCUCCCAGCGGUGCCGCUGCCUGGACAUGGACAACGAGGUGCUCUGCCGGGAGGCGCCGUGUAGCCAGCUGGAAACUUGUGAGCAGAAGGAGGGUGCCUUCUACUGCCAGUCUACGCGCACCAGCACCUGUGUGGUUUUCGGCGACCCUCACUACCACACCUUUGAUGGCUUCCUCUACCACUUCCAGGGCACCUGCUCCUACCUGUUAGCUCGGCCCUGCUGGGAGGUGGCUGGCCUGCCCUUCUUCAGCGUGGAGGCCAAGAAUGAGAACCGCGGCAUGGCCUCUGUGUCCUGGCUGAAAGAUGUCACUGUGGAGGUGUACGACCACAGAGUCAUCCUGCCUAAGGGCAGCCAGGGCACAAUACAGGUGGAUGGACUGAUGAAGACACUGCCAGUCCAACUCCAGCUAGGUGCAGUCAGGGUGUACCAGUCGGGCAUGGCCGUCGCCCUGGAGACCGACUUCGGCCUCCUGGUGACCUACGAUGGGCAGCACUACGCCUCCAUUUCCCUGCCCAGCUCCUACUUCAACAACACAUGCGGCCUGUGUGGUAACUAUAACGACGACCCUGCCGACGACCCUGUGCUGCCCGACGGCUCGCUGGCCGAGAGCGUAGUGGCGCUGGGUGGCAGCUGGCGGGCGGAGGACGCUGACUGGCGCUGCACAGACGGCUGUGCCCAGAACUGCAGUGUCUGUGAACCAUUGACCGAGGCGUUCUACUUCCGCCCGGACUACUGUGGAAUCAUCAACAAGACGGACGGGCCUUUCAGGGACUGCAGGGCAGUGGUGGACCCAACGGCCUUUGUCUAUAGUUGUGUCUACGACAUGUGCAACAACAAGGACAACAUUACCACCCUCUGUCAGGCCAUUCAGGCCUACGCCUUAGCCUGCCAAGCCCUGGGGGUCACCAUACGAACCUGGAGGUCACACACCUUCUGUGCCCUGAAAUGCCCUGAGUCCAGCCACUACCAGGUGUGCACCAGUGCCUGCGCCUCCUCAUGCUCGGACCUCACCUCCCACCUGUACUGCACCCACCCUUGCACAGAGGGCUGCCAGUGUGACCCGGGAUACGUGCUGAGUGGCAACCGUUGCGUCCGGCACCAGGACUGCGGCUGCGAGCAUGAGGGCCUCUACUACCCUCUCAACGACACUUUCUGGGCGGGCCCUGCCGGCGAGGAUGGAGAGUGCACCCUGCGCUGCGUCUGUGGGCCCAACGGCAAAGUCUCCUGCUUCAACGAUUCAUGUAGAGAAGGCGAAGUGUGUGUGACAGAGUUCGGCCUGUUGGGCUGUUACCCCCGCAGGGAGGGGGUGUGUUCUCUAGGCCAGAAUUUUGUGACGGCCUCUUUCGACGGGACCUCCAUGCCCUUCCCGGACGACAGCUCCUACUACCUGCUGAGGUCGUGUGGGCCAAUGCCGGCCAACGUGUCUGCUGUGGAAGUAAAGAUGGGCCGGCGGCUGGUAAACAAGGGUCCAUACUGGAUGCGGCCCGUGGUGGUCAGGGUGGCCAACCUGGAGGCCCAGAUGGGUGGAUCGGACUUUGACACGGUGAAGGUCAGUAUUAUAGCCUGGUGCUCCAGUCUGUUUGUGCUUUAUUAUGAUGUGUCUAAAUCCCAGCUGAACGGUGAGCUGGUACUACUGCCUUAUGUCCACCCACUGGAGACCCUAAUGAUCUACCGCGCCCCUGGCAACGCUACCGUGGUGGAGUCCAGCGGAUUGGUCCUAGUCCGCUACACCCGUCAGGGCCUCCUCAACAUCUCUCUCUCUACCCUCUUUUACAACGCCACCUGCGGCCUGUGCGGUCUCUUCAACGGAAACGCCAGCGACGAUCUCCGUCUGCCUAACGGCCGGCUGGCCGAAUCCCUCGAACUCUUCACUGAGGGCUGGCGAGCCAUUGCUGACGACCUGACAUGCAAUGGCGAUUGCGAUGACCUGUACCGCAUGUGCACGGACCUGCGGCUCUACCAGAGCCCGUGGAUGUGUGGCAACAUCAACGACCUGGGGAACAGCUCCUUCCUGGCGUGCCACGGUGCCGUCAACCCCUCGCCGUUCUUCCGGAACUGCCUGUACAACAUGUGCAUGCGGGAGGGAAACCGCUCGGUGCUCUGCUCUUCGCUGCAGGCAUAUGCCUCGGCCUGUCAGGAUGCCCAGGUGGACCUUGCUGCCUGGAGGAGUGCUACCAAUUGCCCCUUGCCCUGUCCGGAGAACAGUUACUACGAUGAGUGCACCAGCGCUUGCCCACUGACCUGCGCCGGCCUGGAUGAGCUCGCCGAGCUGUGUCCACUGUCCUGUCGGGAGGGCUGCCAGUGCAGGGAGGGCUUUGCACUCCACAACGGCCAGUGCGUGGCGCGCAGCGACUGCGGCUGCAUCAUCUCUGGGGGCCGGCAGCUGGCCACCAACCAGAUCUUCUGGAAUAACUGGGAGUGCCAGGAGCGCUGCUACUGCAAUGGCUCGGACAACCGCGUCUACUGCACGCUGACACCGUGCCAGGAGGGUGAGUACUGCCAGGAGGACCUUGAGGGCCUCUACUUCUGCCAGCCGCGCACUGAAGCGUUGUGCAUUGCCGCUGGUUACAGCCACUUCCUGCCAUUCGGAGGUGUGCCCUUCGAGCUGCAGAGCAGCUGUACCUUGAUCCUGGCUACAACGAGGUGCAACAGCGGAGUGGCGGGAGAGGAGGAUAUAGACCAGAGCACCGCCACCCGACCCAAGACGAGCACCAGCGCCGACCUCCCUCGCUUCAAGCUGUCAGCCCAGAACGAGGAGAGGGACACGGGGCAAGCCAUCUGGGUGAGGGGGUUCAUCUUGGAAGUCUACGGCUAUGAGAUUGAGGUGUCUCGGAGCUAUAAACACACCAUCACGGUGAAUAAGGAACGUCUGUACCUGCCUUUGAAGCUGGGGCCGGGGAAGGUCCACAUCUUCACUUUCGGCAUGCAGCUGGUGUUGGAGACGGACUUUGGCCUGAAGGUUGCCUUCGACUGGAACACCCUGCUCCUGCUCACGCUGCCUCGACGCCUCUACAACACCACCUGCGGCCUGUGCCAGGGCAUGCCACUUUCCUCUCCACCCGCACUCACCACCAGCAACUGGGGCAUGGCCUGGGCUGAGCAAGACACAUUCUGCCAGGUGGGCUGCGGUGACUCGUGCCCACGUUGUGGGUUGGUCGAGAGAGGCUUUGGUGCCACCGAUGCCCCUUUACUCGUCGCGGACGCCUACAUGGAAGGCGUGGCCCAAGAUGGUGAGGGAGGAGGAAUCAAUGUUGAUGGCGGGGGUUACACGGGAAUCCGAUUCCACCUGGGCGAUGGGCUGCACUUGUUUGUGGAGCCCGAGGCAGUGCGUCUGUGCGGGUUGAUCGUGGACCGGGGCGGUGUGUUUGCGCGCUGCCACAGCAAGGUGGUGCCGGCGUUCUUCUACCAGAACUGCCUGCAGGACACAUGCCUGGACCGGGGUGCCUCGGGGACCAUUUGCAACUGGCUGCAGAUCUACACCAGCACAUGCCAGACCCAGGGGGUGCGUGUGUUAGGCUGGAGGAGUGACACGCCCUGUGUGCUGACGUGCCCAGCCAACAGCCACUACUCUAGCUGCAUGUCAGUGUGCCAACCGCAGUGCGCCCCAGCCCGCGGCCCGAGGGAGUGCACCCAAGACUGUGUGGAGGGCUGCCAGUGUGACCAGGGAUACGUCCUCAAUGGCAAGGGUUGCAUCCGGCCCAAGAACUGUGGCUGCUACAACGACGGCAAGUACUAUGAGCCCAAACAGCUGUUCUGGAACAGUGAUUGCACCAAGCGCUGCCAGUGCAUCGGCCGUAAUCUCAUCCAGUGUGACCCGCGCCGCUGCAAGGCCGAGGAGGAGUGCGCCCUGCGCCAUGACGUGCGCGGCUGCUUCACCCAGCGCUCGCAGCAUUGCGUGGCGUCCGGUGGCGGUGUCUUCAGGACCUUUGACGGGGCGUCCCUCCGCCUGCCUGCCUCCUGCUCCUUCGUGCUGUCCACCAACUGCCACAAGCUACCUGACCUCUCCUUUCAGCUCAUCGCAAACUUCGACAAGUGGAGCACACCCAACCUCACCACCAUCUCCCAUGCAUACCUCUAUAUUAACGAGGAGAAUAUCCUGAUCUCCGGGAGCACCGUGAAGGUGAACGGCACUCCUGUGUCGUUGCCUUUUGUCACGGGCCUGAUGACGCGCGUCUCCACAUCGGAGGGCUUCCUGGUCAUCGACACGCCCCAGGACAUCCAGGUGCGCUACAACCGCUUCAACACGCUCAGCAUCACUAUGGGCCAGCGGUUGCAAAACAAGGUGUGCGGCCUUUGCGGCAAUUUCAAUGGAGACCCUACUGACGACUACAUCACCUCCCGUGGAAAGCCGGCCAUCAGCGCCCUGGAGCUGGCCCAGAGCUGGAAGACCAAUGGCAUGCAGAACAGCUGUGAUGAGACCCAGUACAUGGCGCUGGCCCAGUCGUGUGAGAACACAGCUGUGCUGGGCCUGCAGGGCGAGGAGGGGUGCCAGAAGCUCACCCAGAUGAAGGGCUUCUUCCAGCCCUGCCACGGCCUGCUGGACCCCAGGCCCUUCUACCAGUCCUGCUACCUGGAUGGUUGCUAUAACCACCACAAGGCCCAGGUGUGCGGCUCGCUGGCUGCCUACGCCGAGGCCUGCCGCUCCCUAGGCACGCUCACCACCAAGUGGAUUGCCCAGGAGAAUUGUUCAGAAUGGAUCUACGACCCUUGUGCAGGAGAGAUCUGCACCAACAACACGUGUGAGCAGGAGAACGGGGGAGACCUGUGUGGCUGCCCUGAGCUGCCCAACAACGCUGGUGGCGAGGAUGACAUAAUCCAGGCGGAGGUGACAUGUAAGCACGCCCAGAUGGAGGUGUCCAUCUCCAAGUGUAAGCUCUUCCAGCUGGGCUUCGAGCGUGAGGACGUGAGGAUCAAUGACCAGUACUGCCCCGGCAUUGAGGGAGAGGACUUCAUCUCCUUUCACAUCAACAACUCCAAGGGCCAUUGCGGCUCCAUUGUACAGUCCAACGGCACACACAUCAUGUACAAGAACACGGUGUGGAUCGAGAGUGUGAACAACACAGGCAACAUCAUCACCAGGGACAAGACAAUCAACGUGGAGUUUACCUGCGCCUACGAGCUAGACAUCAAGAUAUCCUUGGAGACCGUGCUCAAGCCCAUGCUCAGUGUUAUCAACCUCACCCUCCCCACCCAGGAAGGCAACUUUAUCACUAAGAUGGCGCUGUACAAGAACUCCUCGUACCGCCAACCGUACCGCGAGGGUGAGGUGGUGCUGAGCACACGGGACGUCAUCUUUGUGGGGGUGUUUGUGGAGGGGGCCGACGAGGACCAGCUCAUCCUCAUUGUCAAUAUGUGCUGGGCCACGCCGUCCCGCUACAGCAACGACCACCUCCGCUACGUCCUCAUAGAGAGAGGUUGUCCCAACGUCAAGGACAAUACCAUCGGCAUGGCUGAGAACGGGGUGUCCCUCACCUGUCGCUUCCACGUCACCGUCUUCAAGUUCAUCGGGGACUACAGUGAGGUCCACCUCCACUGUGACGUGUCACUGUGUGACCACAAGACCAAUGCCUGCAAAGUGAACUGUCCCCACAACAGGAGAAUGUACUCAGACUACAGCGAUCACAAGGAGCAGAUCCUCACUGUAGGACCCAUCAGAAGGCGAGAGUCGGACUGGUGUGCGGUGGGUAAUGGAGGCUGUGAGCAGAUCUGCACCAGUAAAGGAAUGGGAGCUAUGUGUAGCUGUGUGACUGGGAUGCUGCAGAGGGACGGAAAGAGCUGUCGAGCUGUCAGCUCCAGCGUUGACCUUCGACCCCUUGUUUUCCCUCUGGCUCUUAGCACCGUGGUCUCCGUGCUCCUCACUCACACACACAAUUCCCUCUUCUCCUAACCCUGGGCGGACAGUCAGAGAGAGAGGAGGGAGAGAGAGAUAUAACACGAAAAAAACAGCCAACCAGAGGAGAGCAGACACUUCCUACUCACUGUCACAGAGACUGCCACAGCAACCAAUCACAGAGCAGAGAGGCACUUCCCACCCUUUGCACUAAACAAAAACAACAACAACUCACAAGACUGGGGCACUGGAUCACAAUGGAAAAAGCCCUCCAAAAGAGUCUCUCUAUUCACGUAUACUUUAGCUAGACAGCAGAAAGUCGGUAUAUUUCAUUUAACAAACAGUUUAGUGAAUUAGUGCUAGAUACAGUGUUUUUUUAUGAGAGGUGAGGGGAUAGUUUGCUCUACAUUUAUCUUUGAUAGCAAAGCUUGGUUGCUAAAAUGUUUUUAAAAUCAUUGUAUCAUUAUUUAUAUGUGAAUCAGAGGCUGUGUAUGUGAAUCGAUUACCUGUUCCCUUCUCAGCCCCUAAUCCCCUAAUCUGAAACUACAGUAUGAGUCUCAGUAACAUACAAAGUAAUGCUCUGGUGCAGUGGUUCCCAAACUUUUUACAGUCCCGUACCCCUUCAAACAUUCAACCUCCAGCUGCAUACCCCUUCUAGCGCCAAGGCCAGCACACUCUCAAAUGUUGUUUUUUUGCCAUCAUUGUAAG
Oncorhynchus mykiss (rainbow trout) is the source of this 8801-nucleotide messenger RNA. The record is from RefSeq and is a predicted model, not a curated record. NCBI's taxonomy places the organism in Eukaryota, Metazoa, Chordata, Actinopteri, Salmoniformes, Salmonidae.